UUUACAGUUUUUGUCUUCCUACUUGUGUGCUUGUUUUUCCAAUGUCUCUUAAUCAUUUAUGUUUUGCAAUUUUUGUUUUGAAUUUGGAAUUCAGGUAUUAGAGAAAUUUAUUGAUGUACAUUGAAUCGAGAAAAGUGAAAAUUUGGACAUGUGUGUGAAGAAAAUGAAAACAAAGAGGGAAGAAAAGAUUACGAUGACCGAGGACUCCAAGAGGCAGAAACUACUUGAACCGACUUUAUCUCCUCAGCCUACGUUUGACAAUGCCCUUUUUCCUCUUACUUCGUACGAUGAGGACGAAGAUGAUGAAAUGAGAGAUGCGGAUAGGAUUAGGGUUAU
This is a messenger RNA of Ilex paraguariensis (yerba mate), 336 nucleotides long. The record is from the annotation of a GenBank genome assembly. Lineage: Eukaryota; Viridiplantae; Streptophyta; Magnoliopsida; Aquifoliales; Aquifoliaceae.